Molecule: messenger RNA, 945 nt
Organism: Diorhabda carinulata
Lineage: Eukaryota; Metazoa; Arthropoda; Insecta; Coleoptera; Chrysomelidae
Product: m-AAA protease-interacting protein 1, mitochondrial
Exons: 3
Coding region: 106-894 (262 amino acids)
Biological process (GO): protein insertion into mitochondrial inner membrane from matrix; inner mitochondrial membrane organization
Cellular component (GO): mitochondrial inner membrane
Molecular function (GO): ribosome binding
Source: RefSeq, a predicted model, not a curated record
AAAAGAGAAGAAAUUGGUUUCGAAUAUUUGCUCAAGAUAGCGUAUUGGUUCUGCUUAAAUAUAAAUUUGUUUUUUAAUUAAAUAUUUGUAGAUAAAAAUGAUAAAAUGAGUGCCAAUGUGAUUUAUAGAAAUCUUCGAAAUUAUAGUAAUUUAAAUUUGAUAUUGAAGCGCGCAGUAAAAAAUCAACAGUUUUUCUUUAAAAAAAAUGGUUAUACUACCUUAAGCUCACCAACUUUAAAAAAUAAUGUUGAACAAAAUUUCAUUAACAAUAGAUAUUUUUCAAAUGAAAAUUCAAAUCCCCCUUCAAAUAAAUUUCCUCCCUUAUUACCAGAUCAACCCAUAGUUAUUUGGCCGUCAUUGAUAAAAUCUAUUAGAAAUUUUAUUUUAGCAAAUUUUAUUAUUAAACCUUAUUUAGAUCGAGAAUUUAGUCUUGCAGAUUUUGUAAAUGCUUCGAAAAAGGCAGUUGAGGUAAUUUCACGUAAAUUGGCGGAAGGCGACAUUAAAUCAUUGGAGAAUCUGGUUACGAAUGAUAUUAUAUCUAGUUUGCAAAAAGCAAUGUCCCUAAUGUCAAUGAGCCAACGUGAACAAAUAUCAAUAGACACUGAUGAUAUAUAUUUUUCGUUUCCUUAUCAGAUUGGUAUUAUAUUCAAUGAAGAGGGGGCAGAACAGAAAAGAUUUGUUGAAAUAACUAUGGUUUAUCAUUCACUGAAAGGUUUAGCCAAUAUGAGAUCUAGAGGUGAAGAACCACCUUUAAAUAUGGGUAUGCUUCCUGAAUAUCAACAACGAAUUUCAAUAUGCAACUACAGAUUUAUUAGAGAAUUCACUAAGGGUGUUGAAGGAGAUUGGACUGUGAAUUUAUUAAACCAUUUUAAACCUGCUGAUGAAAAUAAAUAGGAAUUAAUAUUUGGAAAAUUGUAACUGUUUCUAGUAAAAUAUGUUUUUAAA